UUCUUCGGAUAAACUUCUUCACCAACCUUAUCUCAAAUAUCAAUUUUCCUGAUCUCCUUCUAGCAAAAUCUAUCUCUGCACAAAUUUUAUUUCUUCGUUCUCAAUUUUCAAUCUGUGUCUCUUGAUUUUAUUUUUGAUUUAGAGUUUGGAAAAGAAAAAAAAAACUAAUGUUUACGGAAUUUCUAUGACACUGGCAAACCCUAUGCGUCGUAUCCGUCUUCAACACUCCUUCUCCGUCGCAUUCCUCUACUGGUUCUACGUGUUCUCAUGAAUUUCCUUUCACUUCCGUGAUCUCUUUUAUCUUUUCCCCCUAUUUUUCACAAUUUUUCUAACAUCUAAAUCUGCAUAAAACAAUUUCCCCAAUUUUUAUUCAAAUUCGAAAAUUGACAAAAAAGUAAUGGCUUCGAUUCAACGUCCGGUUAGUUCAGGAUCAUCCGACGGCGGAGAUCUGCUAAUUGACGAGAGGAAAAGAAAGAGGAUGCUAUCGAACCGCGAAUCUGCGAGACGAUCUCGAAUGAGGAAGCAGAAACAGAUCGAAGAUCUGACCGAAGAAUCCGGUAGGUUGCGAAGCGAUAACGACCGCCUUUCCCGGAGCAUAAAGGCGACGGAGGAGGCUUACGUGGAGAUGGAAGCUGCGAACAGCGUUAUUAGGGCGCAAACAAUGGAAUUGACGGAACGAUUGCGGUUUCUCAAUUCUGUUAUUGAAUUCGCUGAAGAUGUUGGUGGAUCAAUUCCUGUGAUUCCAGAUCCUCUUCUUAAUCCUUGGCAUAUAUAUCAUCCAAUUCAUCCUCUUAUGGCAUCACCUGAUAUGUUUCUGCAUUGAUCUUGUUUAUUUAGUCUGCGUUCUGCGUUUUAUUUCAUUAGGUCUUUGUAUUUUGUGGUUUUUGUUUAUUCUGCGUUUUAAUUUAAUUAGGCAAGUGUGAUUUGUAAUUUUUGUGGUUCGGUUUGUGUUCAAUGUUAUGUAAUUCUCUUUUUAUAUAUAAAAAAAGUAGUAUUUUAUUUGUCUAGUGUCAAUGGCAUACUCUUCGAUUGUUUUAUUUAAUGUAUUCAAUUUUUCUGUGCAAUGUGUAGUUCAUGUAUUUUUGGAUUAUAAAUCCCAAGAGGUUUUGUUUUUUAUGCUGCUG
This is a messenger RNA of Cicer arietinum (chickpea), 1124 nucleotides long. Its product is annotated as bZIP transcription factor. NCBI's taxonomy places the organism in Eukaryota, Viridiplantae, Streptophyta, Magnoliopsida, Fabales, Fabaceae. The record is from RefSeq and is marked validated. Gene Ontology annotation, cellular component: nucleus. Gene Ontology annotation, molecular function: DNA-binding transcription factor activity; transcription cis-regulatory region binding. Gene Ontology annotation, biological process: positive regulation of DNA-templated transcription.